UCUGAUUUUGACUUCUCUAAUGUUAGGAAAUAAUUCUAAAACCGCUCUUCCAACACCAUCAUCACCAUCCCUUAUGAAAGCUGCGUAGGUUCAGAAACACAAGACCUUUAGUGUUCAAGCAUUGUACUCAUUUCAGAUCAGUUUCAAAACUAUGGACGAUCGAGUUGGGYCGUGGAGUGGGCAUGAAUAUGACGACAUCUUCAACCAUGUGAAGUCAUGUGGUCGAUAUCAGAUACUUUUGUAUGGCCUCAUUAAUCUCCAGGUAUUUCCCAUCGCAAGUCAGUUUGUCGGUCUCGUUUUCGCAACAGGAACUCCGGGCUUUCAUUGCGUGACAGAUAAUGUCACCUGCCCUGCUAAACAGUGCUGUGACGAAUGUACAUCGUACGUAUUUGAUGGACCUUUUACAAGCACAGUCUCUGAGUGGAACCUUAUAUGUGACCGCGCCUACCUGGGAGCUACUAUUAACUCCUGCUUUUUUGCUGGGAUGCUGAUUGGUUCAUUUGUGACCGGUAUGCUGUCGGACGCCUGGGGACGAAAAAAGUGCCUGUUCUUCUGUAAUGCUAUAAUGGUACGUAAAGAAAUACGCAAUGCUCUGACAUUUGAACGCAGAAUUUAUUCGAUUCCUUUUUUCGCUUUUUUCGGUUUUAGCCGUACAUCUUCUGAAACNCAAUUAAUCUCUGUAUAUCUCAGGUUCACUAUUGCUCUAGUGACGUUUGGUAUUAUGCUAUUUUUCUCACAACUUUAUGGAGACAUUUACUUGAACUACACCAUCAUAAUGGUGGCAACUUCGCUACGAGUACCAGUCACCUGGAUCGUGUUUUUGAAGUUUGGUCGACGAGUUCCCCACGCAGUUAUCAUAGCAAUUGGCGGCAUCUCUCUUCUUAUAAUUUUGGUUGUCUACAAAGAUGUUCCCUUGGCAACUACCGCCUUGUCACUGUUUGGUUACAUCAUGAUUGAGUGCAAUUGGACAGGUGUUUAUUUAAUAACCGCUGAGUUGUUUCCCACAAUUCUCAGAAACACAGCACAAGGAACUGGUUCAACAUGUGCUCGUAUUGGAGGGAUGAUCGCACCGUAUAUCGCGAUGAUGGGUCAGUUACCAGGACUUAGCAUUGCAUUUCCGUCCGCCAUAUUUGGUUGUGCCGCAGUGUUAGCUGGGAUACUAAUGUACUGGRUUCCUGAGACACUGUACUCACCAAUGCACCAAACCAUCAAACAAACCGAAGCAGCUGAAGAGGACUUUGGGAUACCUUGUUGUGGGAGGAAGCCAAAGUCUCACCACAUUGAAAGCAAGAUGUAGAAAGGAAAGAGUCUAGAAAAAAAUCUUCUUUGAUAUCAGAGAAUGAGGGCKUAAGUUAGUUUUCUAGUUUGUCAUUUCCUUUGAUGAUGUUUUUUUAAAAAUAUGGAAUAAAAUAGACUGAUUACUUCUGAUUGUUUGGCAAAAAUAACGCUUUGUGUUAAGAGAAAAUGAGUGCUUUUGAAAUAUCUCUGGCAUUUGUUUAAAUAUACCCACACUGAUUUAAACC
Exaiptasia diaphana is the source of this 1523-nucleotide messenger RNA. Its product is annotated as organic cation transporter protein-like. The transcript is spliced from 7 exons. The record is from RefSeq and is a predicted model, not a curated record. Gene Ontology annotation, cellular component: membrane. The coding region runs from base 152 to 1297 and encodes 381 amino acids. Gene Ontology annotation, molecular function: transmembrane transporter activity. Lineage: Eukaryota; Metazoa; Cnidaria; Anthozoa; Actiniaria; Aiptasiidae. Gene Ontology annotation, biological process: transmembrane transport.